AUGGCCAACGCCACAAUCCGAAAGGCAGUCUCGAUCCACGGUAGGAACCCGCAACACCUAAUAGAAAAAACCAUCCGCUACCGUAUCUACGAAUCCGCCUUUUGGAAAGAACAUUGUUUCGGCCUUUCCUCCUCAACCAUCCUGCCUCUUGCCGUAUCUCUCCACCACAUCGGCGGUCUGGUUGGACUUGAAAGACCUUCGCAUUUCCUCUGUCUUGUCCAAAAGUUGCUCCAGAUCCAACCGGAAGAUUCGGUAAUCAAAGCCUACCUCGAUGCUUGCGAAUUCAAAUACCUCCGUGCUCUCACAGCGUUCUACAUCCGACUAACGUGUAAAUCCACAGAGGUGUAUCAGCUGUUAGAGCCGAUGUUGCAAGAUGGGAGAAAGUUGAGGUGGAGAAGCGCGGAUGGUGGCUAUGAGGUCUUGCAUAUGGAUGAAUGGGUGGAUAUGUUACUGAGGGAGGAGAGGGUUUGUGAUAUCAUUUUGCCGAGAUUGAGUAAGAGGGAGGUGUGUCAAGUUAGAGAUGGCUUGGCGCCGAGGAUAAGCAAACUCGAAACUUGCUUGAUCACAACUCUCCAAGGUAAUCGUGUAGCAGAGGAGGAGGAGCAAGAGAGCGAUGAUAGUCUAUCCGACCUGAAACGGUGGAAACUGCAAAAGCUUGAACAAGCGACGAGAAGGACUCAGAUCAAAACCUCGCCUUCUCCGCCAUCAAGGCAGGAUUUUGGGUUGGAGGAGUAUACUUGGCAAGAAGAAAGCGAUCAGGAGAUGGCGGAGAGGAAAAGGAGAAGAUUUAUUUCGCCUAGUUUCAGUGUUUCUCCUGAUCGGCAACUCUCGCCUUCCAUCGCUCUGGAGGAAGGAGAGGAGGAGCGGGGAUAUGUCUCUCGAUCUCCCUCUCGCUCGCCAGAUCGAACCUAA
Molecule: messenger RNA, 912 nt
Organism: Ustilago hordei
Lineage: Eukaryota; Fungi; Basidiomycota; Ustilaginomycetes; Ustilaginales; Ustilaginaceae
Exons: 1
Coding region: 1-912 (303 amino acids)
Cellular component (GO): precatalytic spliceosome
Source: RefSeq, a predicted model, not a curated record